Neofelis nebulosa (Clouded leopard) is the source of this 779-nucleotide messenger RNA. RefSeq names its product claudin-7-like. The transcript has 3 exons. NCBI's taxonomy places the organism in Eukaryota, Metazoa, Chordata, Mammalia, Carnivora, Felidae. Gene Ontology annotation, biological process: cell adhesion; bicellular tight junction assembly. Bases 90 to 779 code for a protein of 229 amino acids. Gene Ontology annotation, cellular component: bicellular tight junction; plasma membrane. Gene Ontology annotation, molecular function: structural molecule activity. The record is from RefSeq and is a predicted model, not a curated record.
CCUACCUGCCGGGGGUAGGGCUGUGGGGAGGCGUGAGGGAUAACUACAGAAGGUUCUAGUGGAGGCGCCACUCUUGAAAUGAAGGUUUUAUGGCUCUGCUGGGCUGGGUCGGCCUGGUGGCGCGCACCGCCAUCCCGCAGUGGCACGUGAGCUCGCAGGAGGGCGACAACAGCAUCACCGGCCAGGCGAGGUACAAGGGGCUGUGGAUGGACUGCGUCACGCAGGGCACCGGCGUGUUGAGCUGCAAGAUCGGCCACACAGGCCACCUGGUGGCGGCGUCCCGGAGGCUGGGCUUCCUGGCCACGCUCGACACGAUGGGCACGAGGUGUGCAAGCUGCAGGGGAGAGGACCAAGUGAAGAGGGCCCGGGUAGCCCUGACGGGAGGCAUUAUUUUCAUCGUGAAAGGCCCUGCUGCCUCCAACAGGAUAGCUUGUUCUGGCGUGGCCACCAGAUUGUCACAGACUUUUACCACCAGCCUGAACAAGCACCUCAGGACAUGGUGGACAGACAGCCUGACCGCCAGAGAGCUCCGUAUCCGCAAGGCCAGCGUCUCUCUGCAGGAGCAGCUGUGGGCGCUGAGCAGAGGGGAGCACGUCCCCUCCCGUCAAAGGGAGAAGGUGUCCUGGCUGUGCGCUGGGCCUGCUGCUCCCGGGCGCCUCUGCUCAGCACCCCCUCCCCCAUCGUGUCAGUCUUGCAGCCGCACGGCCUCGCCUCUCAGCACCGUUGUUUCUGAAGCACUGCCACCCCCUCUGCGGGUCCUUCCCGAGCGCCAGGUGUAA